AUGACAUUUGAACCGUUAGACAUACUGUCAAUGUCCAAUCCUCAAAAAACUCAAAUCCAUACUGCAAACAACGGAACGAUGCAAGUGAAAGGAGGAGGAACAAUUGAGAUUUCACCAACUAUGAAAUUAUCAAAUUGUCUUUAUGUUCCAUCAUUGUCGCACAAACUGCUCUCAAUUAGCUAUAUUACCAAAGAGUUAAAUUGCACGGUACUAAUGCAUCCUACUUUCUGCCUUCUACUGGAUAUCAGGACGGGUGUGAUUAUUGGACGUGGUACUGAUCGCCAAGGAUUGUACUACGUGGAUGAAGUGGCUCGACAGGGUACUGUGAUAUUGGCACAUGGAACCGAAAAUCGAGAAGCCUGGAUAUGGCAUAGACGUUUGGGACACCCAUCCAAUGGGGAACACAUAGAACCGACAACAACGGAACCUACUCCACAGGCUGAACCAGAUGUGGAACAGGGUGAACCAGACUUGGAAGAGGUUGAAAAAGUCGUUGAACAUGUGGAACCAGUUGCAGCAGAGACAACCGGAAGAUACCCUCUCCCUCCUAGAGCCAAUAAGGGUGCGAAAGCAUUCGUCACCUCUCUAUACUCCGAACAAAUACCUGGCUCUGUAAAGGAAGCACAAGGUAAGAAGAACUGGAAAGAAGCUCUGGAAACAGACAUGCAAGCUCUUAUGAAAAACAAUACGUGGGAAAAGUGCAUUCCCCCAAAAGGAAAGAAAACAGUUGGCUGCCGUGGGUGUAUUCAAUUAAGUAUAAACCAGAUGGUUCUAUUAGAAGAUACAAAGCUUGACUUGUAG
Helianthus annuus (common sunflower) is the source of this 801-nucleotide messenger RNA. RefSeq lists its product as uncharacterized. Lineage: Eukaryota; Viridiplantae; Streptophyta; Magnoliopsida; Asterales; Asteraceae. The coding region runs from base 1 to 801 and encodes 266 amino acids. The record is from RefSeq and is a predicted model, not a curated record. The transcript has 3 exons.